AUGGGCUCCCUCGAACAGCCAAAGCGCAACUUUGCUUACAGCAUCUACGUCUAUAAGAAAGCAGACCAGGAUGAGCAGAGCCACCACAACCACAUUGAAAGCACCCACAACGAUGCCUCCGCCAAAGCAGACUUCAAGAAGCUGUUCCCUGACGCACCUAUUGCUAUGCUGCUGGAUUACGAUUCGGUCAUUUCAAUAAUCGUACCCAAUAUCGGGUGCAUAGAGAAGAUGCGUGAUGACCCUGACUUCUUGGGCAAAUUCAUUCCCGACCAUUUUAACUUCGCUGAUAUGAGCCGGAGUCGGUAA
This is a messenger RNA of Colletotrichum fioriniae, 306 nucleotides long. Lineage: Eukaryota; Fungi; Ascomycota; Sordariomycetes; Glomerellales; Glomerellaceae. The record is from RefSeq and is a predicted model, not a curated record.